AUGCAAGAGCGGUGCAAGGACGUGAAAAUCUUGCCAAUUACGAACCCGCCGGUGGUCAAAGCAGCGGGACAGAAGCAAUUGACGUGCACGUCGAUGGUGUUCCUGGACCUACAGAUCCGUACAGCGGCUAGGCCAGUCAAUGUCCAUAACGUCAAGUGCUAUGUGUUGGAAAAAGGUGAUGACCAGUUCAUGCUGGGCAGAGAUGUUCUGGAGGCAUUGGUAAUCAAUGUCAAGUCAGCUUUGGAGCAAUUGGCCAACACAAGCAUUGAAUUGAAUCGUGAUGACCUGCCAAACGAACCAGAAGUUGGUGAUCUAAUUGAUGAAAAGGUGAAUGUGGAACUCAAGCGGAUGUGA
Plasmopara halstedii is the source of this 354-nucleotide messenger RNA. RefSeq lists its product as uncharacterized. The record is from RefSeq and is a predicted model, not a curated record. The transcript has a single exon. Bases 1 to 354 code for a protein of 117 amino acids. NCBI's taxonomy places the organism in Eukaryota, Oomycota, Peronosporomycetes, Peronosporales, Peronosporaceae.